This is a messenger RNA of Schistosoma turkestanicum, 1655 nucleotides long. The record is from the annotation of a GenBank genome assembly. Lineage: Eukaryota; Metazoa; Platyhelminthes; Trematoda; Strigeidida; Schistosomatidae.
ACUUCCGUAUCUUUCGAAUUUUGCGUUACAAAUUGGUGUGAUGGCUUUGGUAGCAUAUGCGAGUUCGGGAGAGGAUUCUGGUGGUGGGUUUGGUGUAAAAAUCAUAAUCUUAUCCAUAAGAUGAAGACGAGACUGCAGUCGUAAACAAUGAGAAUACUACUACAAAUGGUAGCAUACUAAAAGACCGAGUUGAACCUGAGUUCAGAAUGCGAGUCCCUAAAAGUGCUAAGCUACCAGACCUUGUCCCGAAUAUUCCUAUUGUCAAGACAAAAGACGGAAAAGUCUUACUUUCUGUCCCUGAUUUGGAGGCUCUGGAUUCCUCAGACGACAGUGACGAUGAGAGCGGUCGUUCAGCCAAAAAUAAUAAGUCUUAUCAAAAUUUUAAAUCUGGAACAGAUAAAGUUAGCCUACUUUCUGUUCUUCCACCAACACGUGCACUUAUUGUCCGAGAAGGCAACAGACCAAUGAUACCACAUCAAUUAAUGUCUCGAAAAAAUACAACUCAAAAUGUUGGCGAGAAGCUUACUAUGAAAACGAAACUUGAAAAUGUUGACAAGAAAUCCAACUUGUCAAAUAACAACGAUGAAGAUGAUGUUUGGGAUCCGAACAGCACCAAUGAACAAGACUCCGAUAAAGACACUUCAGAAUUAGCUGAUGAAGAUACUGAAGAAGCUAGUUUCUUUUCAUUUUAUAAACCUGCACCAAAUAAUCAUGAAGCUGUUGCUUCAGAAAGAGCAGCUGCACUAUCAGCGCUACAAGCAGCUCGAAAGAAAGCUGAAUUAGCUAGUAAAGCACCUAUUGCAGACAAUGAAGACAAUCAUUCGUUGAUAACAGUUCAAAUGUCACAUGAUGAAAACUCCACUACUAAUCGAUUCAAUACAAAAUCAUGGAAUGAAUGUCUACCAAAGAUUACUAUAAGUGAUCCAGAAAUUCUACGACAAAUGUCUUCGGUUCAAAAUGAAAUUGCUAAACAAGAUAAAGAGGAUGACAAUGAAGAUGGCGAAGAUAAAGUGUUUUGGACAGAAGAAAACUUUGUUCCAGGUCCAGAGCGUAAACGUGCACGUCUCGUCAUGCCUGGUACAAAAUCCAAUAAUAUCGCUUUGAAUGAUUUGUUACAAUCAACUAAAACAGAAGUGAUAUCAAUAAAUCAAUCUGAUUUAACUGCUGGUGCUCAAUUAGAACUGAUCAAGUCGGUCACAAGUGAUGAUUCACAAUAUAGACCAAAGUCUACCGAUGAUGAUCCUGGUAAAUUGGCGCAUAGAAAGCAUCAAAUCACUUGGCUAGCUCAUCAGGCUCAAGAGAAUGAAAUGGAAUUAGAGAAACGUUGGGCUGAAGCAAGACGUAAUAAAGCGUCAAAUCGAGCUAAAUAUGGAUUUUGAGCUUUUGAGAUUAUUUUUUUUUCUAUUGUCAAAAAAUGUCAAAUUGCGCACAAUCUCACACACACGGAAAUGUCAAUAUUUCACUGUAAGAAUAUGUAAAUAGUACUUGUAACAUAUUGUCUUGGUUUAUUUAAUUUCUUAUUUUUAGAGUAUAUUCAAAUUUCUUUUGUAUGUAUUUUGAUUGACCUACUUACUGUAAAAUAUAAUAUUUUACUGUAAAUUUAAACUGUUCAUUGAUUUAUUUUCUGCUUUCUAAAACAAAGUGUAUUUUGUCAG